AUGGUAUGGCUUGUGCGCGACCGUAGUGGUGAACACCGUAGUAAAGCAACAGUUAGGAAAGCUGGUAGCAAAAAAAUCGGCUGCCCAUUUUCAUUACUCGCCAUCCGGGACGUGACGAAUGACAAGUGGGAGUUAAAAGUGGACUGUGCGAACCAUAACCACGAACCUACGACGAGUCUGUUGGGCCACGCUUUUGUGCGAAGAUUUACUAAAGCCGAAUACAAGCUAGUGGAGCAGCUAACUGCUCAAAACAUGGAGCCACGUAUCAUAUUUCAAACCCUAAGAAAGCAGUUCCCCGACAGCCUGCACGUUCAGAAAGACGUGCAAAAUGCGGUACAAAAAAUUAGAGCGACAAUAAUGGACGGAAAGAAUCCUAUUCAGGCACUGGAAAACCUGCUGCAUGACCGCCGAUUCAUUUACGACACCCGACAAGAUCCCAAAACAGAUGUCGUAAUAGAGAUUUUCUUUGUUCAUCCUUAUUCAAUCACUAUGUGGCGUGCAUUCCCGCACGUGAUGUUGAUCGACGCGACCUACAAAACAAACCUCUACAACAUGCCAUUUGUCCACGUUGUGGGUAUGACGUCGACUGGGAAGUCUUUUUGUAUCGCACAUGCCAUUAUUUGUAAAGAACGAAGGGGUAACUACGUGUGGGUGCUUGAGCGGAUCAAGUCAAUAUUGCAUGAAUGUAUGAUGCCGCGUGUGAUAGUCACGGAUAGGGAGCUUGCCCUAAUAAACGCGUGUUCUAAAGUAUUCCCGAACGCAAAAAGGCUUCUAUGCCACUUUCACAUCCAACAAAAUAUAGCUAGAAAGUGCAAGUCAGGGUUCGAUAAAGAAGAUUGGGGGAAAUUUAUGUCGUACUGGCGGACAUUGUGCGAAUCUUCAUCAGAGUCCAUGUACAAGUACAACUUGGAGAAAAUGUAUAACCGACUCGUGGUUGCCAACCGAGAAAGUGUCUAUGGUUACGUCUACGAAAACCGGCUCAAAGACUAUAAAGAAAUGUUCGUUUAUGCGUGGACCGAUAAGUGUCGCAACUUUGGUCAGCGCACCACCAACAGAGUUGAGAGCCAGCACGCAAAUUUAAAAAGAUACAUUACGCGUGGGAGUUCAUUGGAGCGAAUAGCAAGAUGCAUCAUUGAUAUAGUUGAAACUCAGUACGAUGAAAUACAAAAAAGUUUCACUGAGAGCAUCGAAAAAACGAUGAACCACCACAGACACCGAAUGUUGGACAACCUACGUGGAAAGGUUUCCCAUGAAGCACUUGAUUUGCUGGAAAAAGAGCUACUGAGGAAGAUGGAUGUGUUGCAGAAACUUAACGCAUCAUGUGGUUGCCAUAUGUGGCUUAGCAAAGGAUUGUCGUGUGCUUGUAGGCUGGAAAACUACCAACGGCGUAUAAUACAACUCGACGAGAUAGAUGUAUUCUGGCGUAAGCUUGACUUGCUCCCGUGUAAACUGGUAGACGAGGAGGUCGAUAUUGUAGCAGAGCUCAAUAAUGUGCGGCAACAUUUAGAGGCGCAGUCCCCCGUUCAGCAAAAGAGUAUGCUUUCAAAGAUAAAAGCGGUCUUCACCCCGAAAUCGUCAACCAAGAAACCACCGAUCGUCCAGCAAAAUACUCGCGGUCGGCCUACAUCAAAGAAAGUACAAGAAAGGCUAGAUGAAGCUGCGAGGUUAGACGAAGCUGCGAGAUACAGCUCCUAUGGCGAGGACAGCAACAUAAUUACCGCUUCCCCCAAACAUAGGUACGAUUUACCCCGACACAGCUCAUACGUACCGUCAGAGGGCUCUCGUGGAACUGGUUCGUUUGUGAAGUCUGAAAAACCUAAAAUGCAACCAAACAGUUCAACAAGUUCUAAAAAGAAGGAGACGCGGGAUGAUAAGGUUUUUCCAUUAAUAAAGGGGGACGAGCACUUGUUAUGCAUUAAGAGGUUUAAGAAUCAAAUUCCAUCAGAGUUUCGCUCUUACAUAUCGCGUAUACAAGAUGUGACCCCAUACGGUCAUUGUGGGUACAGGUCUGUGGCUGUCGGGUUAGGUUUUACGGAACACGCAUGGCCCAAUAUUCGAAGAGAUUUACUACUGGAGAUUGACCAUAACAAACCGCGUUGGAAGCAUGUAUUCGAAACAUAUAACGAAGGAGACUUUAAACGAAUACGUAAGAGCAUCGAAUGGCAUUCAGUGAAAGGGUGCGAUGAAAGUCACUGGAUGGAAAUGCCCCAGGUAGGGCUUCUCGUAGCGCAAAGAAAAAUGGAGGAAAUAGAUUUAGAAGGAGAUAUUCCGGAGCAGCCGCAGCGGAAACGGCGGGCGCGUCCACCGCCGGAUCCUCUAGAGAAUCACCCAUAUUUGGAGUUUCCUCCGGAGUCCGAGGCUGCUCUCCGUUGCGAGAAGCUUCGGAAGAUGCAUAUUGGUGAACAUUUUGCGGUUUCGUGGAAAACCCUCCGGAAGCUUGAGGUUGAAGAUUGGGUGCGGGGGUUUGUUCCCGUUGAUUCACCGUGGGAUCGUCUGUUUGAGCUCUCGUUUACGCCGACCUACAGGGAGAUACUAGUCGAGUUUCUGUCGUCGUUCGAGUUUCAUCCUCGUCGGCCAAAUGAGGUUGUGGACCCCGCGCAGCCCCCUCCCCCGCCCGAGGUUUCUUUUCGCAUGGCUGGCCAGGCGCGCGAAAUGUCACUUGCACAGUUUGCGGUGCAUAGCGGUUUGUAUACGGAGGCUGAGAUCGCUACGGAUCUUUAUACGAAGAUUUAA
This is a messenger RNA of Helianthus annuus (common sunflower), 2733 nucleotides long. RefSeq lists its product as uncharacterized. The transcript has 5 exons. Lineage: Eukaryota; Viridiplantae; Streptophyta; Magnoliopsida; Asterales; Asteraceae. The record is from RefSeq and is a predicted model, not a curated record. The coding region runs from base 1 to 2733 and encodes 910 amino acids.